UCCACUGUGCACAAUGUCAAACAUGAUUUGUGAACACUAGUAGCUCUAUAAAUUCAAGACGCCAGAGUUGCUAUCUCGGAUAUGCUAGCUGCUAUGGAUUUUGUUGCUUUCCAGUUUUCAACAACUACUACAUUUUUUGGUUACAAUAGCAGCAGUCUUAUCUUUUUCUUCUUUUUACCAUCUAAUGCAAUACAUCUCAAGAAAUAAGAAGUCCUUGAGAUCAAAACAGCCGCCCGAGCUAACUGGUUCAUGGCCUCUAAUCGGUCAUCUUCAUUUGCUGGGUGGAAAACACCAGCUACUCUUUAGAAGUUUUGGAGACAUUGCUGACAAAUAUGGUGCAGCCUUUACCAUCCGACUCGGUCUGCGUAGGGCACUUGUUAUUAGUAGUUGGGAGGUAGCCAAAGAGUGUUUCACUACUAAUGAUAAGAUAUUCACGUCUCGUCCACUUUCAGCAGCUUUAAAGUACAUGGGUUACAACAAUUUAGAUUUUGGUUUUGCACCUUACGGACAGUAUUGGCAGGAACUUCGGAAAAUAGUAAACCAUGAGUUUCUCUCACACUCUAAGAUAGAGUUUCUGAAGCAUGUCUGGGACUCUGAGAUCAAAACAUCCAUUGAAGAAUUAUACAAUAAGCUGUGUUCGAAUGAAAAAUCUACGGUAGAUAUGAAACAGUGGUUUUCCAAUUUGACGUUGAACAUAUCUUUGAAACUCAUUGUCGGGAAACGGUACUUGGGCAGUUGUUCUGUCAGUGAUGAUGAAGUGGAUCGAGCUAGCAGAUGUCAAAAGGCUGUGAGAGAAUUUUUUAGGUUGGCUCGGUUUGUGCCAUCGGACGACUUAUCUUGUCUUAGGUGGUUAGACUUGGGAGAUUACGAGAGAGACAUGAAAAAAACUGGAAGAGAACUUGAUGUAUUGCUGCAACUAUGGUUGGAAGAACAUAAAAUGAGAACGAAGAUAUCAUCAUUGCCAUCCAUACGUAAGAAUAAGGACUUGAUGUAUCAGAAGGAUGCAGCUGGGGAGCAAGACUUCAUGGAUGUAAUGCUCUCCAUACUUGACGAUAAGGACGUUCACACAAAGAUAUCUGAUUCCGUCGAUGGUGAUACUAUUAUCAAGUCGACGUGCUUGACUCUAAUCCUGGGAGGAACAGACACAGUCAUGGUGAGUUUACUGUGGGCUCUAACCUUAUUAGUGAACCAUCCAGACGUACUGGAAAAAGCCGAAAAUGAGCUGAUAAUGCACGUAGGAAAGGAACGGCAAGUGGAAGUGUCGGAUAUAAAGAACCUCCUGUAUCUACAGGCCAUUAUCAAGGAAACUAUGAGACUAUACCCACCGGGUCCACUAUCAGCUCCUCGCGAAUCCAUGGAAGAUUGUACUACCGCUGGAUACCACAUUCCUGCCGGAACCCGUUUAAUUGUCAAUAUUUGGAAGGUUCAACGUGAUCCGCAGGUGUGGUCAGACCCAGAAGAAUUCAGGCCGGAGAGAUUUCUGACAGGUGAGCACUUGAAUACAGGUAUAGGACCUCAAGAUUUCAAGCUAAUGCCAUUUGGAUCCGGCAGAAGAAUUUGUCCGGCAAGCUCGUUCUCGCUGCAGAUUGUGCACUUAACUCUGGCUCGUUUGGUACAUGGCUUCAAAUUUAAGACGCCUUCAGAUGCACCUAUAGAUAUGACUGAGAGUUCAGGAUUAAAUAAUGUUAAAGGCACCCCACUGGAAGUUCUUAUCACCCCAACCCUCUCUUCUAACCUUUAUCAAUUAUCAUUCUGAUUAAGCAAAAUUGCUAAUACUCUACUAAGUCUAAGUAAUCCACUAAAUAAUAUUGCAUCGCUUGCUUUUCAAGCUAUUCAGUUAUGGUUUCCGUUAAAUUUAUCAACACAAUAUGCAAGUAUCUUAAGUCAUCGUCAAAAAAGAAUUAAUUGGUUGUCAUUUAAUUUGAUGAUGUAUGCUUAGAUUAUGUGUUUUGAUACAUCAUGCUUA
Papaver somniferum (opium poppy) is the source of this 1966-nucleotide messenger RNA. Its product is annotated as cytochrome P450 82C4-like. Gene Ontology annotation, molecular function: iron ion binding; heme binding; monooxygenase activity. Bases 185 to 1756 code for a protein of 523 amino acids. Lineage: Eukaryota; Viridiplantae; Streptophyta; Magnoliopsida; Ranunculales; Papaveraceae. The record is from RefSeq and is a predicted model, not a curated record. The transcript has 2 exons. Gene Ontology annotation, biological process: defense response to other organism.